This is a messenger RNA of Pseudoliparis swirei, 1738 nucleotides long. RefSeq names its product E3 ubiquitin-protein ligase TRIM39-like. NCBI's taxonomy places the organism in Eukaryota, Metazoa, Chordata, Actinopteri, Perciformes, Liparidae. Gene Ontology annotation, molecular function: protein binding; zinc ion binding. The record is from RefSeq and is a predicted model, not a curated record. The transcript is spliced from 3 exons. The coding region runs from base 86 to 1738 and encodes 550 amino acids.
CCGGCAGAAACACUGCAGCGGAGACGAGUCUCUGCUUUUCUCUCAAUUCAAAGUGACUUCAUCAGAGUCUCUUACAAACACUGAUAUGGCUUCUGCAAACUUUCUGCCAUCUGAAGAUCAGUUCCUGUGCUCCGUCUGUCUGGAUGUGUUCACUGAUCCAGUCACAACACCAUGUGGACACAACUUCUGCAAAAACUGCAUCAAUGAUUACUGGAAUACCAACAACCAGAACAUGUGUCCACUGUGUACAAAGGUUUUCUUCUCAAGACCUGAGCUGCUCGUCAACACUUUGUUCUCUGGGAUGGUUUCUCAGUUCAGACAGUCGACUCAGCAGAAAGCCAGCAGCAGCAGCUCAGAGCAACAAGAGUCCAGACCAGGAGAAGUUCCCUGUGACGUCUGCACUGGAACCAAACUGAAGGCCCUGAAGUCCUGCCUGGUGUGUCUGGCCUCCUACUGUGAGACUCACCUGGAGCCUCACCUGACAGCUUCACGCCUGAAGAGACAUCAGCUGAUGGACCCUGUGGAGAACCUGGAAGACAGGAUGUGUCUGAAGCACGAUAAACCUCUGGAGCUGUUCUGUAGGACCGACCAGACGUGUGUCUGCAUGCUCUGCACUGUGUUGGACCACAAGAUGCACAAUGUUGUUCCUCUGAAACAAGAAUGUGAAGGAAAGAAGGUGGAGCUGCAGAAGACAGAGGCUGAAACUCAGGAGAUGAUCCAGAAGAGACGCCUGAAGAUUCAGGAGGUCCAACACAACGUGAAGCUCAGUGAGGAAGAUGCAGACCGAGAGAAAGCAGAAGGUGUUCAGGUCUUCACUGGUCUGAAGGAGUCUGUGGAGAGGAAACUGAACGAGCUCAUCACUACGAUAGAAGAGAAGCAGAGAAGCACCAAGAAACAGGCUGAAGACGCCAUCAGAGAGAUGGAACAGGAGAUCUCUGAUCUGAUGAAGAGGAGCACUGAGGUAGAGAAGCUCUCCCUCUCUGAAGACCACCUCCACGUCCUCCAGAGUGUCCAGUCCCUCAACAUCCACCAUCCACCACCCACCAAGGACUGGUCUCAGGUCAGUGUUCCUCCAGCAUCACAUGAGGGGACUGUGAGGAGAGCUGUGUCUCAGCUGGAGGGGACGCUCAGUAACAUGAUGAAGACGCUGGUUGAAGUUGAGAUGAAGAGGCUCCAGAAGUUUGCAGUGGAUGUGACUCUUGAUCCUAAAACAGCUCAUCAUUACCUCAUCCUGUCUGAUGACGGGAAACAAGUGAAACAUGGUGAUGUGACGAAGAAUCUCCCAAACAACCCAGAGAGAUUUACUACAUGUAUUUGUGUCUUAGCAAAGCAAAGUUUCUCUUCAGGCAAAUUUUACUUUGAGAUUCAAGUUAAAGGAAAAACCGAAUGGUUUUUAUUUUUAGGAGUGGUCAGAGAGUCGAUCAACAGGAAAGAAGAGAUCACAUGGAGACCUGAAGAUGUUUACUGGACUAUAGAUUUAACAAAUGGAAACAAGUAUAUAGCUGCUGCUGAUCCUCCAGUUCUUCUCCCCCUGAAGUCUGGGCCUCAGAAGGUGGGGGUGUUUGUGGAUUAUGAGGAGGGUCUGGUCUCCUUCUAUGACGUAGAAGCUGCAGCUCUCAUCUACUCCUUUACUGGCUGCUCCUUCAAGGAGAAACUCCUCCCAUACUUCUGUCCUGGUCAUAAUGAUGAUGGUAUAAACUCUGCUCCUCUGGUCAUCACUCCUGUUGGAGUAAACUAA